ACCUGUCACGUGGUUCUAUCCUAUCACAGUGCGCAGAUGCACGUCAAGCGCGGAUCUGCGGCUGUAAGCGAGCGAACUCAGACCACCAGGCUGGGAAACGACAGGUUGAGACGGAAAAGGAGACUGCGCAAGCGGGUGAAGGUCUGUGACUUGGCAGCAACCAUGGUGGGCGAACGCCGCAACGGGAACCUGCUGGUCCAGCUCAGCCCCAGGCUACAGGCAUAUCCCGAGGAGCUGAUCCGCCAGCGCCGCACCCACGACGGACAAACGGAGUACCUCAUUCGCUGGUGCCUGGUUACCAUUGAAGAUGGGUCCGUCUCUGGGGGCGGAGCAAGCGAGUCGAGUGGAGCGGGCAGUGCCGGCUCAGGGGUGGGUGGAUCCAGUGGCUCCACCUCUGGAGAAACCAAACCGGAGAACAUCUUGAUGUGGAUGUCAAUGGAGGAUGUGUAUGCUAAUUGCCCCACCCUUCUUGGCAAGAGGAAAACAGACUCACAGCGCCCCCUCCAGCAGGAGAAGUUGCAGGAAGGCGAGGUGGCAGAUGGGAGCCAGAGGAGCGGAGGCGAGUUUCCAACAGACGUGACCUUUGAUGAGGUAGAGCUGUUGGACAUGAAGCAGGAUGUGAUGAACCUGGUGUGUCGAGCCAGGAAACAGAUGGCUAAGAAGAGUGACUUCUCCAUCAACAUCAUGCACACCAUCCACGUGCUGAGCGCUUAUGCCAGUAUCGGCUCACUUGUAGGUGUCUUCAAGGAGACUGGUGCCCUCAACCUGCUGAUGGAGUUGCUGUGCAACAAGGAGACGCAGACGAGACGCAGCGCCGGCAAGAUGCUGCGGGCGCUCGCCUCACAUGAUGCAGGCAGCCGGGCCUAUGUUCUCCUGUCUCUCAGUCAGCAGGAUGGCAUCGAGCAGCACAUGGACUUUGACAACCGCUUCACUCUGCUGGAGCUGUUUGCUGAAACGACUUCCUCUGAAGAGCACGGCAUUUCUUUUGACGGCAUUCACUUGCCUCAGAUUCCUGGGAAGCUGCUCUUCUCUCUGGUGAAACGGUAUCUGUGCGUCACGUCUUUGAUGGACAAGCUCAACACUGCUGGGGUUGAUUCACGCUCUGACAGACAGGACACAAGCCCUGCCCCUUCAUCCUCAUCUGCUGGCUCCACCCACCAGCUGGAGCUUAAGCGAAUCCAAAGAGAGUUUGAGUUCACCAUGGCAAUGGCCAACCUGAUCUCAGAGCUGGUCCGGGUGAUGGGCUGGGACCGCAACCGGAAACCUCCUGACUUCUCCAACCACCAACCAGGAGGAGGCGGGACAUACGUGGAGGAGCAGGGCAUAGAGGCAUUAUCACACCCCGUCAUUAGGUCCAUUUUUCAGCCUCGAUUCUGUGCCUCUCCCAUUGUUCUGACCAGCAGCUCCUCCAUCACAGCAGUGGCCUCCACACCAGCAAAGAAGACAGGAAACGGGUUCAAGACACGCUCAGACUUUGCCAGCCGUUCAGCUUAUGUGGAGUACGUCCAGGACAAUCUGAAGAGUGGCAUGACUGUUCGAAUGCUGGAGGACUAUGAGGAGGUGAGCGCUGGAGACGAAGGAGAGUUUCGCUACAGUAACGAUGGAUCACCACCUGUUCAGGUGUACUGGAACUCCUUGUCAAGAACCUACUGGGUCCACUGGCACAUGGUGGAGAUAAUGGGCAGCAGCAGCAGCAGCCAGUCUGAGAAGGAGACACAGGAGAAGGCCUCCUCACUGACUGAGACCCUGAAACUUUCUUCUGUGAGUCAGACGUUUUUCUCAAAGCCUCCUGGUGGACUAUAUUCCCUGCCGUACCUGUCGGAGGGACAGCAGGAGGAUCCAGUGCACCUGAGCAGAGCCGAGUGGUGGGAGAUCCUGUUCUUCAUCAAGAAGCUAGAGUCGAGACAGCAACAGGAGGUGAAUGUCCUCCUGCUGCAGAGCCUGGAUGAGCAGGAGCUGGAGCUGGAUGAGUCAUUGCUCAUCAACCUGUCUGUCCCCGGAGAGGUUUCCCGGAAGCUGCUGCACUUCCUGAAGCAGAAGCUGCCCUCCUCAUGUCUGAGUGACCUCCUGUGCUCCCACACCUUCUCCAAAUACUACCUGAAGAGAGGAGGAGCUAGCCUGGAGGAUGAAGAGAUUCUGGCAGUAAGCUCUGUGGGUUUGUCCAAUCGUGGAGAAGGAUCACAGAGCCUCUCCUCUUCAUCUGCACCUUCAACCUCCUCUUCUUCAGCUAUGGGCUUGGUGUCCAAGAAGGCCAAGAAAGAGCUCCCUGAGGACUCAGGCUGCGCAGAGACAGAGAGUGAGCUACCCACAGAAGACGUGAGCAGAUAUCCUGAAGACCUGGAGGACAAGAUGAAAGUGUUCAACAGUCCCCGUCUGCAAGGGAAGAAGACUCUGCUGGAGAAGCUGGGGGAGGUUGUGGACAUUGUAACGAAGGGGGGGUCUGUUUCUGACACGGCACAGCAGCUCACUGCUGUCCUCUUCAUCACCCGACUGCUGGAUGACAAGACAACUCAGGAAAAGAACUCUAUGAGGAGUGACUCUGCCCAGAGUGUACGGGACAAGGUGCUGAAGCUGCUGGUGGAGUUCCUGGGUUCCUCCUCCAGAGACGUGGUGGUCUGCACGCUUAGACUCACGCGUCUCCUCAUGCUGAAAUAUGAGUGGAGGGUUUGCUUUGCCACUGAGGGUGGAGUCAAAGCCAUUCUGUUCUGCAUGCAGGAGUUCUGCUCCAUCACACAAGUGCAACAGCUGGGCCUAGCGACUCUGAAGGUCAUCACUGGAGCCAGCAAACAUGACCUGCGCAGCACCUGCAGCAGCCUCCCACUUUCAGAGUCUGGUACACAGAUGAUGUUGGAGAUUUUUGCCAGCAUCGGCUCAGCCACGCCCAAAGGCUCCAAAUGCCUGCUGGCCGCCAUUCCUGCUGCCAUUGACCUCAUGCUGAAGACCAAAGGCUGCAUUUUGUCGGUGCGUAACGGGUUGCUUGUAAUCAUCAUGCUCAUCGCUAACCACAAGAGCCUGGCGGAACAGCUGGUGGCGUGCGGCGUCACCCCUGUCCUCAAAAAAUGUCUUGCGCUGUCCAGAGCCGAGACCAUGUUUGCCAUCAUAGCCCUCAACCACAUCUCCAUGGUGCACAAGCUGGAAUGUGAAGAGUGUGAGGACUGUCUGGAACAGCAGGACUUUAAGGACACAGAGCUACAGAUGGUGUUGGUGAGCCUGAGGGAGUUGUCGGUAACUAAGGAGGUGAUCCUGACUCUGGAGCAGCUGCUGAAUGACCCCAUGUCACAGCUGGAGGAGGAGCGCAGCCAGGUGACGCACAGUCGAGACACUUACCAGGACCUGGUCCGGUUGAUGGAGCAGCACCGAGCCGACCGGGCAGUCCUUCUCUCCAUCCUCAGGAUUUUGAGUAGAUUCCUGGACAACUACAAGGAGGAUGUUCUGCCAUGGCAUGAGAGUAUAUGGCCCUGUCUGUCCACCAUGAUGGCCUCCAUCAACGACAGAGAGGUUGUGCAGCUGUUCAUUCGCUUCCUGUACCGUCUGGCCUCUCUAAACAAGGACUAUGCUGUGGUCAUGUGCCGACUUGGUGCCAAAGAGGUUCUGGUGAAGGCUCUGGAUAAGCACAGCACCAACCUACUGCUGGUUGGUCUGACCGGCAUCCCCCCCACCAUCACAGCCAACUCUCAACCAGGACUUCAUGUUUCUAUCCAGAUGGUGUUGGGUCAGAUUGAGGAGCAUCGCCGCAGCCACCAGCCAAUCAACAUCCCCUUCUUUGAUGUCUUCCUCAGGAACCUGUGCCAAGGAUCCAGUGUCGAGCUGAAGGAGGACAAAUGCUGGGAGAAGGUGGAGGUUUCAACCAAUCACCAUCGAGCCAACAAACUAACCGAUAAGAACCCCAAAACGUACUGGGAGUCUAAUGGCUGUACCGGCUCACACUUCAUCAACAUCUACAUGCACAAGGGUGUUGUCAUCAGACAACUGGCUAUUCUGGUGGCCAGUGAGGAUUCAAGCUACAUGCCGGCCCGGAUCUUGGUUCUUGGAGGAGAUGACCCAACCAACAUCAACACAGAACUGAACACGGUAAACGUGGCCCCCUCUGCUAGUCGAGUGGUUCUGCUGCAGAACAUGACCCGUUUUUGGUCCAUCAUCCAGAUCAGGAUCAAGAGAUGCCAGCAGGGUGGGAUUGACACUCGCGUCCAUGGCUUUGAGGUUUUGGGUCCAAAACCAACGUUCUGGCCCGUGUUCAAGGAGCAGCUGUGCUGUCGUACAUACCUGUUCUACAGCACCAAGGCUCACACCUGGUGUCAGGAGGUGGGGCAGGACAGGACGCAGCUGCUGCAGCUCUUCAACAAACUGAACAGCGCACUCAGACACGAACAGAUGUUUGCAGAUCGCUUCCUGCCUGACGCUGAGGCAGCUGAAGCUCUGGGUCGAACCUGCUGGGAGGCUCUCAUUACCCCCAUUGUCCACAGCAUCACACAAGCAGAACCCUCAGCAUGCAGCCCUCUCACCUGGCUUCUCGGCGAGUACCUGGAAAACACUGAAUCAGCUCGUCGCUGCAAGAACCGGGCAGCCAUCUUUAACUCCAGAGUGAGACGUCUGACGCACCUCCUGGUCCAUGUGGACACAAGCCAAGGAGAAGGCGAGGAGCUCAGACCACCCAUCAAGUCCAAAGGUCUCAACCGAAGUAAAGAGCUGAAGAAUGGAAAAGAGGGUAAGAACAAAGAUGUUGCCACUGCCUCCUCUUCUUCCUCUUCAUCUUCAGCCAAGCCGAGAGUGAAAAGCAGCAGCAGCAUUGCAGGCAUUGCCCUCUGCUGGCAGGGAGUGGUACAGCGCCGGAUGAAGAAGUUUCUGGAGUGGAGCUGCAGUCUGCCGGACUUUGUGGAACUUUAUCUGACUCUUUACUUGCAGCUGAAGAACGCCAUGGAGGAGCUUUUUGGACAGCAGACGGCCUUCGUCCUGGCUUUGAGACAUGGGUUCUCCGCAGCACUGUUGCAGCUCUCCAUCCUCAAAGCCAUGCAUGUGAGUGAGCGUUUUGCUCAGUACAUCGAUGAAAAGAUCCAGACCAGCGGGACCUCAUGUAGCAGCGUGGAGACUCUGGACCGGCUGCAACAGUUUCUGGAGCCGAUGCUCUUUCUGUCUGGCCUGGAGCUUGCCAACACCUUUGAGCACUUCUACAGGUACUACCUGGGAGACCGUCUGCUAGCUCGGGGAAAUGUGUGGUUGGAGACCUCCGUGAUUGAUCGGAUCGGUAGCUGCUUCCCAAGUCGUUUUCCUCAGCAAAUGUUGAAGAACCUGAGCGAGUCAGCGGAGUUGCAGCAGGAGUUCCACCUUUACCGGCUGCAGCAGCUGGACCAGCGCCUGCAGGAACAUGGUCAGAUUGUGGAAAGUGACUGGGCAGAAAUAGAGGAGGAGGCAGACAUCCAGGUUUUGGUUCUGUCACCUCGCUGCUGGGCCAUAUCGGCAGUCUGCCUUCUGGACGAACCAGGAAAACAUUUUCCAAACAAACUGUGCUCCUACCUUGACCAGUUCUCCCAGUUCUACACUCAUAGUCAGUCCAUGUACGGUCUGAACCACUCAAAGCCUCGGCGGCUGCAGUGGACCUGGCUCGGUCAUGCUGAGCUGCAGCUUGGCAGCUGGAUUCUCCACGUGUCCACGCUGCAGAUGUUCAUCUUGCUGCAGUUCAACAGUCAGGAGGAGGUCAGAGUAGAAGCUGUUCUGCAGGAGACCGGCCUUUCUACUCCAGUCCUGCUGCACGCUCUGCUGCCACUCAUCAACGAAGGAGGACCACUGAUCUGCAGUCUUCCUGAAGAGCCCAGCCAGGGUGUGUUGCAGUUGAACCAGGAGGUUAUAUCUUCCAGCCUUCAGGCUUCUACGGCCCCGGUCCGGCUCCGGCUGCUACCUGGACAGACAUAUCUGAAUGUGAACGAGGAUGUAGCAGGAACUCUGGAGAGGAAGAGGAACUUCAUCUAUUGUCUUAUCGUCCACAUCAUGAAGCAGGAGAAGGAGAUCCACAUAGAUAAUUUGGUCUUUAAGGUUAUGGACUCGUGUCAGAAGCAGGAAGUGCCUCGGUCUCCGGGUGGUGGACGUUUCAGCUGCAGCACUGGUGAUGUGCUGUCAUGCAUCAUGCAUGUAAUCAGCAAAGGCUGCAUUCGCCGCAAUGAGGACAACCCGCACAUCGUGGAGUUUGUCCCCGAGGACCCAUCGACUCCACAGAAAGGCCAGGCCCAGUUUUCCUUCAGCCGCUCCGACUCCAGGAAGGAGGCCCCCGACAACCUAGCUGACAUAAGUCUGGUACCGGUCCCACAACGAUUUGAAGAUGGUGUUCUGGACUCUGUUUUGUUUUCCAUGGGCCGGACGAUGACCCAGGAGGAAGUUCGUCAGCUAAUGCAGAGGACUGUGCAGCAGAUUUCUGAAACUCUGAGUCUGGAUUUGGACCGGGCCGAGCACCUCCUGAUUCACUGUAAGUGGAAUGUGGACCUGCUGGUGCAUCGCUUCACAGACGACUCCGAUGCGCUCAUCAUGGCCGCUGGGCUGAAGUCUAAAAACCCCCAGCCGCCACCAAGCCCCACCUCUACCUGCCCGGUUUGCCUGAGCCCUCAGGAGGGUGAUGCCGAUCCAGCAUUGACCCUGAGCUGCAUGCACUACUGCUGCCGGUCCUGCUGGCAGGAGUACCUGACGGCCCGGAUUGAACAGAAUCUGGUCAUGAACUGCAAUUGUCCAAUAACAGACUGCCAGGCUCAGCCCACAUCCCAGUUCUUCCUUAGUAUCCUCACUGACAAGGACACCAUCGCCAAGUACGAGAAGGCACUGCUUCGAGGCUACGUGGAGAGCUGCUCCAACCUGACAUGGUGCACCAACCCGCAGGGCUGUGACCAGAUCCUCUGCAAGGAGAACAUGGGCAGCAUGGGGACCUGCUCCAGGUGCUGCUGGUCCUCCUGCUUCAGCUGCAACUUCCCCGAGGCCCAUUACCCAGCCAGCUGCAGCCAUAUGUCUCAGUGGAUGGAUGAUGGAGGGUUCUAUGAGGGGAUGAGCAUGGAGGCCCAAAGCAAACAUCUUGCCAAACUGAUCUCCAAGCGCUGCCCAAGCUGUCAGUCUCAAAUUGAGAAGAAUGAAGGCUGUCUACACAUGACCUGUGCCAAAUGUAAUCAUGGUUUCUGUUGGCGCUGUCUCAAACCCUGGAAACCGACCCACAAAGAUUACUACAACUGCUCCGCCAUGGUGAGCAAAGCUGCUCGGCAGGAGAAGAAGUUCCAGGACUACAAUGAGAGAUGCACGUUCCACCAUCAAGCCAAGGAUUUUGCCGUUAAUCUGGAGAACAGAGUGUCAUCCAUUAAUGAAGCCCUGCAGAUGAAGUCCCUCACCUUCGUCAUUGAUGCUUGUAAAGUCCUCGCUCAGGCUCGGAAGGUGCUGGCGUACUCCUGUGUCUACAGCUACUACAACCAGGAGACGGAGAAGAUGGAUGUCAUGGAGCAGCAGACGGAGGCUCUGGACCUUCACACAAAUGCUUUGCAAAUCCUGCUGGAGGAGACGUUGCUGCAGUGCGCCGACCUGGCCUCAUGUGUCCGACUGCUGAAACCAGAACACCUGAACACGGGACUGGAAUUGAUCCGACGCAUCCAGGAGCGUCUUCUGGCAAUCCUGCAGCAUUCAACACAGGACUUCAGGGUUGGGUAUCAGUCCAAAAGUCAGGAACCAGAAUCCAACCAGGCCUCCAGUCUGUCCAACCACACAGAGACCAACAAAGUGACCAAGUCGGACCGAGCUUCAGAGUCUGGAGACUCAGACAACAACAACUACACGGGUGAAGAUGGGGGCGAGGAGGUGGAGGAAGAUGAUGAGUAUGAUGAAGAGUACGUCCCUGAGUGGCACGAAGACUACGAUGAGGACGAAAUAGACGAGGACGACUUCUUCUCUGACGACGACGAGUCUGAAAACCUGGAGAGGGACUUUAGCCCCUAUGACUGAACGGGUCCAGGACCCGGAGACGUCUCAGAGACAGGAGGACGCAAGGAUGGAGCCCCACCCCUGUGACUCAUGUGAUGUCCUGAGGACAACCAGAAGGCUUUCCUUCACACUAACUCUCCCAUGCAUCGCUGCGCCUGCUUCACUUCACCCUGUCUUCAUUACGCCAAAGUAUGGGAGAGGAUGAGGGACAAAACCAAUCUGAGUUCACGCUGCAAAAGUGACAUUCUGUUUUUGUUCUGAACUUUCCUGAGUUCCAUCACGGACUUGGACCGCUCCUCCUCUCUGGUUCUGAUGGACGCUGCGUUAGCCUGAGAGGCACCUUGUCUCAAAUGGAGGUGUCCUGGUGUUGAUUUGUUGGAUGAGUUGGAAGUUUCUAUGCACUCAAAGACACUGAUUCUAAGUGGUUUUGCUGCAAUAACUGUUGGAUUCUGGUCUGAUUCUGUGUAGACUAGUGUUUGGGUUUGUUGUGGAGGAGCCGGGGACAUUUUGCUGUACCUUUGAGAGAUCCUAUGUUCAUAUUGAUGUUCUAAAACUUGUCUUUUCUUUGUGGAGUUGUGCAACUUCAGCAAAUUUAAAUAAAAGCUUUUUCUGCUGUUCUGCAGGCCCGUU
Nothobranchius furzeri (turquoise killifish) is the source of this 8568-nucleotide messenger RNA. NCBI's taxonomy places the organism in Eukaryota, Metazoa, Chordata, Actinopteri, Cyprinodontiformes, Nothobranchiidae. The record is from RefSeq and is a predicted model, not a curated record.